Molecule: messenger RNA, 792 nt
Organism: Penicillium brevicompactum
Lineage: Eukaryota; Fungi; Ascomycota; Eurotiomycetes; Eurotiales; Aspergillaceae
Product: putative short-chain dehydrogenase/reductase
Exons: 4
Coding region: 1-792 (263 amino acids)
Molecular function (GO): oxidoreductase activity, acting on the CH-OH group of donors, NAD or NADP as acceptor
Source: RefSeq, a predicted model, not a curated record
AUGAUGGCUUUUUCUCGUCGUCUCGCUAUUCUCCCCGGAGGCCUUGGCGGUCUUGGAUCCAGCAUAGGCAAAAAGCUUCGACAACAAGGAGCCCGCCUGGCAAUUUUGUAUGCACCAUUCGAAGCUUCUCGGCGCGACGAACUCCUCGAAUCGGGUUACGGUGCGGACACCAAUAUCGACGAAAUUCACACUUACGAAUGCGACAUCACUUCUUCGGACUCUGUCCAGUCAGCAUUCCAUUUACUGGAAAGAAAAAACUCCGAGCAUAACACCUCAAGCCCAAAAGAAGCUACUUUUCCUAGCAUCUUGAUCAAUACAGCUGGCUACGUGUCUCUCAGCGAUAUGGAGGUAACGCCACCGGAGGAAACGCUCAAGCAUCUGACGACCAACAUCUACGGCCCAAUGCUCUGCUCCCAGGCAUUCGCCAGGAUGUACUUUGCAGCUUCUCAAGCUGCGGAGGAAUCCUCAAGCCCGACCCCGCCGGGGAGAAUCGUCAGCAUAUCAUCCCAAGCAGCGCACGCCGCUUUACACCGGCACGGGGCGUAUUGCGCCUCCAAAGCUGGACUCUUGGGUUUGACGCGCAGUAUGGCCUCUGAGUGGGGAGCUUGGGAAGAAGGCUUGGGGGAAGAGAAGAUUCGUAAUGCGUUUUUGGAGAGCAUCCCCACCGGAAAGUUCGCGCUACCCGAGGAAGUAGCGGAUUCUGUGCUAUUCCUAUGUCAGUAUCUGCAGGAUUCGAGCGGCAUGAUAAAUGGUGCCGAUAUUCGAGUUGACGGCGGGUUCACAGUUCGAUAA